AGAGAAGCACAACUGAUCGGACAGGCAAGCACACCUGAUCGGACAGGCAAGCACAACUGAUCGGACACACAAGCGCAUCUGAUCGGACAUACAAGCGCAACUGAUCAGACACGCAAGCACAACGCGGAUAUGGCAUCGCAUCUGAUAGAGGGAUGCACUUCCAUGUGUGCUGCCUACGGCGGAGUCCGUGGGUGGUGUAACAAGGGCGACAGAUACGGGCACAAGUCGCUGAUGACCUGCUGCUGCUGCGAAUACGCGCUCAAGUGCAUUCAGUGCUCAGUAGCUUGCGUGGUGUGCCACAACGUGUGCUGGCUCUGCUGUUCCAACGUGUGCUGCGAGUCGCGCGCCAACACGUAUCUGGCCACAAAGCUGCCGCUGGCUGCUGUCGUCCCGCUGCUCCGCACUGGCGAUAUCAUCCUGUUCUCGUCGGACAACAUCGUGUCCAAGAUCGGGACAAACUCGCGCUGGACCCACGUCAACAUGAUUUACAGGCCCAAUCUCCGCUCCGAGCCGUACUGCUUCGAGGUCACACUCCAUCGCUGGCUGCCUACCCGUCACAAGGGCGGCGCUCAGCUGGUCCCGUUUAUGGAGAAAAUCGAGACCUAUGAUGUCGGCGGCCGCUUUGCCUGGCGCAGACUCCGCCACUUUCGCUUCACCCGCAAGCGCAAGCGCAUCCUGCGCGCCUUCUUUGAUGAGGUCGAGGACAAGCCGUACCAAGUCGACAUGGCCGAGAUGAUGUACGCCGGCUUUGGCAUGGGCAACGAGCACGACACCCUCGAGUCCAUGUUCUGCUCAGAGGCCAUCGCGGAAGCAUACAAGCGUCUCGGCCUCCUCCCGGCCGACAUCCCGUCCAACCGCUACACCCCCGCAGACUUUGGCACCGAACACCGCGCCGGCCAACACCUCAAUCUGCUCGGCGGCGCCCGCCUCGCCCCCGAAGUCGAAAUCCUUCGCAAAGAAGACAUCGACCUCAUCGAGGCCGCAGAGACCCGCCGCCACCACCUCAACGCCAUGUUUAUGGCUACCCCAGGCACCCGCGACCGCUUCUCAGUCUACACGGCCUCGCUCGUCAUGAACCCGGCCGUCCUCAUUGCCCUGCCCUUUGUCUCCUACCGCGCCAUCGCCAAUGGUGAGCUCUCGUCGGAGGACUUCUCCACAGGAUCGUUCAUCACGGGCAAGGUUCCGGCCGGCCGUGACCACUCUCGCCGCGGCCGCAAGACGUCGCGCUCCCACUCGGCCUCGUCGCUCACUGUUCCGGGCAGAGGCAGCUCGUACAUCUACGACUCGGACGCCGUCGACGCUCUCCUUGCAGCAUCCUCUGACGCCGGUGACUCUUACAUCUACGAGUACGGCUACUACACAUCGGGCGAUGGCACGCCGCACCUCCCGCACGGCUCGUCCUCGUCGCCCGCGCCUGAAGUUCACUUUGCCCCAGAGACCCGCAUGACCGCCGCCUCGUCGUCGUCGGGCCAUGCCUCGCCGCUCGGCUCACACGCCUCGUCGUGGUCAUCGGACUCGCAUGUCACCACAAAGGUCCUCCAAGCUGGCUCGACAGGCGUGCCGGCCAUCACCACCUCUGCUGUCCGUGUCGAGUCUGACCCGCCGUCCCGCUUGGGAGAGCCCAACGUGCCCAUGUACGGCCACGGCGACGACCACCUGCUCAACAUGGACAAGCCGGCCCACGCCCCGGUCAAUCCCGUUCGCCGCGCCGCGGCCUCAGACCUCGUCAUCGACUCGGCAAAAACCUCCAUGUACAUCCUCGGUGGUACCUACUCGUACUCGGGAGCCUCGGCUGACCUUCCACAUCCCGAACACAAGCUCGAGCCGUCCAUGUCCAUCUCGGAUGAGUUUGACUUGGUCUUCGACGACGCAGACCGUUAA
This is a messenger RNA of Thecamonas trahens ATCC 50062, 1881 nucleotides long. RefSeq lists its product as uncharacterized. The transcript is spliced from 2 exons. Bases 130 to 1881 code for a protein of 583 amino acids. The record is from RefSeq and is a predicted model, not a curated record. Lineage: Eukaryota; Apusomonadida; Apusomonadidae.